Molecule: messenger RNA, 1320 nt
Organism: Spodoptera litura
Lineage: Eukaryota; Metazoa; Arthropoda; Insecta; Lepidoptera; Noctuidae
Source: RefSeq, a predicted model, not a curated record
CAGUUAGAAUAUCAAUCGAGACUCGUUAGUGUGUUUGCACUCAGCGGGCUCUAGGUUUGCGCUCGUCUCGACAAAGUCGGAGCGGCGCGCACCGGGCCGAGUGACGACGUGCACACGAGACGCGAUCUCCUCGAGCGCUUUAUAACAACGCUACCGCAUUCGAACAACUCAGUAUCCAACAGGUAUCUGCUUAUUCAAAGCGCUUCAAACCAACUACUAAAGUUACCUCCAACUGUGCAACAAUGGCUCCCAUCGAGAAGAACGAACAACCCAAAUACCUGGAGGGCGACAUCAAGGCAUCGGCUCUCGAGCUGAUUGGCAACACACCCCUCGUGGCAUUGGACCGCCUUUACACCGGGCCCGGACGCAUUUUGGCAAAAUGUGAGUUUAUGAAUCCUGGUGCAUCAAUCAAGUGCCGCUCAUCGUUGAGCAUGAUUAAUCGUGCUAUUGCAUCUGGUGAGCUGAAACCUGGUGAACCUGUGGUGGAAAUUACCUCCGGCAACCAAGGCUGCGGUCUGGCUGUGGUGUGCGCUGUGUUGGGACAUCCUCUGACACUCGCCAUGUCCAAAGGUAACAGCGCUCAAAGGGCACUUCACAUGGAAGCUCUUGGUGCAAAAUGUGUUCGAGUAGAUCAAGUUGAAGGCACUUACGGAAAUGUAACUUACGCUGAUGUUAAAGCUGUUGAAGAGGUUGGCAUGAAAAUAGUGGAGGAACAGAAUGCAUACUUCGUUAACCAAUUCCACAAUGAGGCCAAUGCUGAUGCUCACUACAAGAGCACGGGACCCGAGAUCUGGAAGCAGACAGGACACCACGUAGACGCUUUCGUAGCGACAGUGGGUACCUCUGGUACAUUUGCUGGCACCUCAAGGUAUCUGAAGGAGCAAAACCCUGACAUCAAGACAUAUGUCGUGGAGCCGGCUGGUGCUGAAGCUAUCGCGGGGUGCCCAAUCACGAAACCUCUUCACUUGCUGCAGGGAUCAGGAUAUGGUUGGAUUCCUGAUUUGUUCAAAUUUGAGCAUAUGGAUGGCACAUUGAGUGUGACUGAUGAGGAGGCAGUAAAAUAUAUGAAGUUGGUCGGUGAGAAGGAAGGUCUGUACGUGGGCUACACUAGUGGCGCCAACGUGGCGGCUGCUGUCAAGUUGUUGGAGUCAGGGCUGAUCCCUGAGGACGCGUGGGUGGUGACUCUACUGAACGACACGGGUCUUAAAUACACACCUGUGCCUGAGGAGUUAUUCAAGUGAGAAGUAUUAUAUCUAUUCUACGUUAGAUGAUAGUUUUAAGAAGUUUAAGUUAUUGCAAAUUAGUUUAAGAUAAUUAUUU